Thalassophryne amazonica is the source of this 839-nucleotide messenger RNA. It is a transcript of the gene ncs1b, whose product is annotated as neuronal calcium sensor 1b. The record is from RefSeq and is a predicted model, not a curated record. Gene Ontology annotation, molecular function: calcium ion binding; calcium sensitive guanylate cyclase activator activity. Lineage: Eukaryota; Metazoa; Chordata; Actinopteri; Batrachoidiformes; Batrachoididae. The coding region runs from base 213 to 785 and encodes 190 amino acids. The transcript is spliced from 10 exons.
GCUGUCUGUUUGCAUUCAUAGAGUGUAAUCCAGGACCAUCAGCCUCAAGCUAACCCAAGAUGAUGAUUAUCUGCGUAUUCUUCAGAAGAACAUCACUGUCCAUGGACAGAAAGAACAGGUGUUUCCAGUGAAGAGGAGCAGCCUGGAGUGGAAUUAGUAACAGGUGCCGCAUGUCGAGGUGGAUUUAAAGGUGUGGAGGAGAGCUGAAGAUCAUGGGGAAAUCAAACAGCAAGCUCAAGCCGGAGGUGGUGGAAGAGUUGACAAGAAAAACCUACUUUACAGAGAAGGAGGUGCAGCAGUGGUACAAAGGCUUCAUUAAGGAUUGUCCAAGUGGACAACUAGAUGCUGUUGGCUUCCAGAAAAUAUACAAGCAGUUCUUUCCUUUUGGAGACCCCACAAAGUUUGCAUCAUUUGUCUUCAAUGUGUUUGAUGAAAAUAAGGAUGGACGCAUCGAGUUCUCCGAGUUCAUUCAGGCACUGUCUGUGACUUCUCGAGGGACUCUGGAUGAGAAGCUGAGAUGGGCUUUUAAAUUAUAUGACCUUGAUAAUGACGGCUACAUCACCCGCGAUGAGAUGCUUAAUAUCGUAGAUGCCAUAUACCAGAUGGUGGGGAACACAGUGGAGCUGCCAGAAGAAGAAAACACACCAGAAAAGCGAGUGGACCGUAUUUUUGCAAUGAUGGAUAAGAAUGCAGAUGGCAAGCUGACUCUGCAGGAGUUUCAGGAGGGUUCAAAAGCAGACCCCUCUAUUGUUCAGGCAUUGUCACUUUAUGAUGGACUUGUGUAGGAAUAUUCGAGUCCAACAGGCAGAACCCACCCAGAAGAGGACUACAGCCGUUCU